AUGCCACCAUCGCGAGUGAUUCCAGGCAGAUAUCCGCCUCCGGGAACGUCCCCCAUAGCGGACGCCAUUCGCGAGCGCCGGGGAGCGAGGGGGAUUACAUCUUUGGAUGCGGCCUUGUUGCACGUUCCCCCAGUUGCGCAGGGCUGGAACUCUCUUUUGGGAGCGAUACGUACAAAGGGGAAGUUGCCCGGGGAUCUGAGGGAGGCUAUAAUCCUUCGCGUCGCUGCGCUCAACGGCGCCGCGUACGAGUGGAUACACCACGAGCACGUCGGUCGCUCUCACGGCCUUACAUCGCACCAACUCUUCGUUAUCCGCAACACACACGAUCACUCCCGCUCUCCCGUAACACCUGGCGUCUUAUCGUCCUUGCAAGCUGCGGGCAUCGUCUUCGCAGACGCGAGCACGAAGGACGUACGUGUGCCCCCAGACGUCACAUCCGGCCUCAGAACAGCACUCGCUCUAUGGCUCGACGGCGAGGGUGGUGACCUUUUGAAUGAGGGCGCGUCGAAAGACGAUGUGCUUGAUGACCUGCUUGUUGAGGCAGCCGCUGUCGCCGCGACCUAUAACAUGGUCUCCCGCCUACUUCUUUCUCUAGACGUCGACGGUAUGGCCGACGAUCCCGUAGCCUGGCCAUGUGUCAAACAAGAGCACUUCAUCCCUUUCCCCUCCUCUCCCACCCACCACAUCCACGCCAUCACGCUCACCACAAACCCGACCGCGCCCUGGAUCGCGCUCACCAACUCCCUCCUCACCGACCACACAAUGUGGGACCGCCUCGUCCCCUUCCUCCUCGCCCCGCAGGAGCCCGCCGCACCCCGCGGGUACAACGUCCUCCUGCACGACGCGCGCGGGCACGGUCAAUCAAGUACUACCCCCGGGCCCCUCACCAUCCCCCAACUCGCCCGCGACCUUGCGGACGUGCUCGCUGCGCUCAACAUCCCCCUCGUGCGCGCCGUCGUCGGUGUCUCGCAGGGCGGCGCCGCCGCACUGUCCUUCGCCGCCCAAUUCCCGCACCGCACGAAGGCCGUCGUCGCGUGCGACACUGGCCCGAGGACGCCCGCGGGCAAUCGCGCCGCAUGGGACGAGCGGAUUGCGUUGGUGCGCACUAGUGAGGCUGAACAGGGUGAUGGCGCAGGGAUGGCCGCGCUCGCCGACGUCACAAUCCCGCGUUGGUUCCCCUCAGGCUCGCCCUGCUUCCCGGGCGACGCAAGCGGGCACCCGCCAGGGGAACGCGCUGCGAGGGGCAAGUGGGUCGCAGACAUGAUCAAGUCAACGAGCGUACCCGGCUUCGCCCUCGGCGCCUCCGCGUUGCAGGACUACGAUCUCUACCCCCCGUCGGCGGACAACGGCGGACAAGCUCUGCUCGAGAGUCGACUGCCGGUGCUGCUGGUAGCUGGAAGCCUGGAUGGGGGCGGGAAGGUUGGGGCGGGGAUGCUAAAGUUGGCCGAUGAGUGGAAUGAGGCCAGAGGAGGGGAGGCCGUGCAGGUUGAGUACGCGGAGAUCGAGGGUGCGGGGCACCUGCCAAUGAUUGACCAGACUGAGAAGUUUUGGGAGGUGCUCGACAAGUAUUUGCGCUCCCUCUGA
Messenger RNA from Schizophyllum commune H4-8, 1584 nucleotides. RefSeq names its product alpha/beta-hydrolase. NCBI's taxonomy places the organism in Eukaryota, Fungi, Basidiomycota, Agaricomycetes, Agaricales, Schizophyllaceae. Gene Ontology annotation, molecular function: peroxiredoxin activity. The record is from RefSeq and is a predicted model, not a curated record. The transcript has 3 exons. The coding region runs from base 1 to 1584 and encodes 527 amino acids.